UGCAGCAAAGUGCGGUGACAAUGCAGGAGCUAAAGGGUUUGGUGUCGUAUGAAACGGUCAAAUUAAAAAUACCAUUUGGGGAAAAAAACCUAGACGCAAUCUACACAAUUCCAAAUGUUCCUUUCACACAUGGAGUGAUCCUUACUCAUGGUGCAGGUGGAGACAUGAACUUCCAUCAGCUGGUAUCCACGACAGAAUUUCUUGCAUCUAAUGGGAUACUGUGCCUUAGGUUCACCUGCAAAGGCCUCAACUUGGACUAUAGAAUUAGAGCUUACAGAGCAGUUGUGGAAUAUUUAAAAUCUUCAACGGAAUAUAAAGUGAAAAGCUGGUUUCUUGGGGGUCGUUCCAUGGGAUCUAGAGCUGCUGCCAGUAUCGUUAAACAAUGUAAGGACACCCCAGAUGGGUUUGUGCAAGGUCUCAUUUGUCUGUCUUUUCCACUGCACCCUCCAAAACAGCACAAUAAACUUCGAUCAGAGGACUUGCUUCUUGUACGCCAUCCGAUCCUUCUGGUUUCUGGAUCAGCAGAUGAAAUGUGUGAGAAAGAUUUAUUGGAACGCAUAUUGAACAAAAUUUCACUGGAUGCCAAAGUACACUGGGUAGAAGGAGCUAGCCAUGGAAUGGAAGCUAAAGGACGAGCAGCAGAAGACAUCAUGGCUGAGAUAAAUACUGAAAUCCUUUUAUGGAUUAGGAAGAUUCUUGAAGAAAAAUCAAGUAAUUCUGGGUAUUAAUAAGUGAAACAUAGAUGAUAAUAUGGAUGUGAUGAACAGUUUUGUUCAACUAGUGAGAAACCCCAAUCUGAAAUAUUGGACAGGUUUUAUUUUACCUUAACGUUCAUUGUUACUAGAAGGAAAACAGACCUCCUAAUGUCUCAGCACUGAAACUAAAUUUUAUUGUAGUUUAUACCUCAGGGGCUAUGUAAAUAAAUGAGAAACACUUACCAACUUCACCAGUCAAAUAGUCAUUCAUAGCCAUUCAUACAACAUGCCAUUAAAUAAUAAAGCACAUGAGGUUAAAAAGAAUCUCGUUUUACCUUUCAUUGUUAGAAAAAGAAAACUUGCUGGAAGUAUGUCAGGUGACAUAAAAUGAAAGACCCGGUAUGUUCACUCUGUUUUGCUCUCCACAGCUGCUGCCUGUCUUGCUGAGUAUCUCCAACAUUCUCUGUUUUAUUUCCAAUUUCUAGUGUCCACCGCAUUUUGCAUUAUCAUAUGUCAAUGAGCUACUACGGUUAAAACAAUCAAACAGCAGGAGGAAUAUAUAAUUAACAGUAAUUAAAAUGGUUUUCCUUAGCCUAAUUCCAAAAAUAAACUCAGAUGUGACCCUGUCAUAUGUAAUCAUCUCUCGCCUGAAGUGAUGUUCUUGUAGGUGUUAUGGACUAGGUGAAUGUCCCUUUAAGAUAGCGCAUAGUGGUGUGUGUUGCAUGUUUACGUCAACAGAAGAUAAAGGACGUAAUGACAUUGUUGAAGAAGUCAGUCAGAGGAGAGAGAGAGAAAAAAAGAGAGACACCAGCCUGCUAGUUUUCUGUCGAUGGAUGAGAAACAAUAACUGUGUCUGUUACUACAAUCCACGUAUGGAAAUUGGGAGUAAUCCAGUGGAGUUCACUUUGUUGCUGACCUGUAGAGGGAAACAGCUAUUUGUGUGGACGGCCACGAUUCGGAUGCUUCUCGGGGUGAGGAAGUCACUACCGAGUAAACACUGAGGUGUCGUUUGGGUUCCAUCGUGGAACAUUUGGAUUUCAUAAUUACUCUCUAUGUUCUCUCUACAUCUACAUCUUAUCUUCAGACAACGGUGGUGGUUGAAGAAGCCUUUGCUCAUGUUUCACCUUAUGGCUUGCUGAACUGAACUUUAAGAACCAUUCCUGGACUUGGAGUUUGGGACUUUACCACACACACAUGACAAGUUUAGUUUUGGGGUUAAUGUUCAAGGUUUAACAUUUUUACUUCUAACAUUCUAACGUUUUUACUUUUGUUUUUCUUAUUAUCAUAAGUAGUUAUUAAUAAAGUAGUUUUUAACACGGAAUCAUGACUCUGUGUUUCUUUUGUUGCUGGUUCGUAACAAAAUUGGGGGCUCGUCCGGUAUCCAAUCCAAAGAUUGACAAGGGUGGUCUAAGUUCAAACAAAUUGAGGUCUUAGUGGACGACUGAUUGUGGUCGGUCUGAUAAAUUCUUUUUAAAUUGGAUUGUGUGUGUGGAAGCCAGCAACAAUGGAUACAUUUUUGAAAAAACCCACCCCUGGAGGGGAUGAGGAAGCCUGAUUUGGUGAAAAUUGCUGCAGAGCUACACCUUGAGGCAGUAACACGAUUUAUGAGAAAGGCAGAUAUUCAGAGACUGAUAGCUGGCCAUUAUGUGGAAAAGGUGUUUGAGGAGGAGGUAUUAAAACAGUUUCCUGGCAGUGAACCAGCGAUUUCUGAGGCACAGCUGCAGCUGGCAAAGAUAGAGGCUGAAUGGGAACGAACUAACUCAGUUGAAGUUUGAGGCUGAGGCAGAGCAAAGGAAGAUAAAUGCCCAGAUAGAAAUGAAGAAAAUGGAGUUGGAACAGAAAAGGAUAGAGUUAGAAAUGAAGUGAAAGAGUUCUGAUUCUGAUGAUGGUUUUUUAGCCAGUAGGGAGGUUCGAUUAGUCCCUCCUUUUGAGGAAGAUCAGGUUGAUCAGUAUUUCCAACAUU
This is a messenger RNA of Pristis pectinata (smalltooth sawfish), 2658 nucleotides long. RefSeq names its product testis expressed 30 (gene tex30). NCBI's taxonomy places the organism in Eukaryota, Metazoa, Chordata, Chondrichthyes, Rhinopristiformes, Pristidae. The record is from RefSeq and is a predicted model, not a curated record.